This is a messenger RNA of Paramecium octaurelia, 440 nucleotides long. The record is from the annotation of a GenBank genome assembly. NCBI's taxonomy places the organism in Eukaryota, Ciliophora, Oligohymenophorea, Peniculida, Parameciidae.
AUGAUUAAUACUGUGAAACUAGGAACUCUUAUGAGGCUUUUCAAUCAAUAGGAUGAAUAAUAAGUUGGAUUUAUAUAGUUAGAGUAGAUAGAUAAGAUUUUGUUUAAUAUUUAUGAAUGCAAUAAGGAUUGUAUUUAGAUUCUAAUUUUAUAGACAAAAUUUACUUCGACAACCUGCUGCUUAAGNACAAAGUUUCUUUCGGAGUGAGAGGAAUCUUCAAAUUUUGGGACUGCAAUACUCAAAAUCACUUACACUCUAUAUAUAUAAGUUAAUCCUUAUUUGAUACAUUCCCUCAUCCAAUAAAAAGAUCCCAAUAGUUUUAAGAGAAUCCAAAAAAACGACAAAUUCAAUUAUUGCUUUAGCUUUCAUUUUUAUUAUUUAAUUUGUUAUCUUAGACACCAAAGAACUUAUUACAAAUCACUUCUAAAGUACAAAAAUGA